Ostrea edulis (European flat oyster) is the source of this 1292-nucleotide messenger RNA. Its product is annotated as forkhead box protein H1-like. The transcript is spliced from 2 exons. Gene Ontology annotation, molecular function: DNA-binding transcription factor activity; sequence-specific DNA binding. Bases 177 to 1148 code for a protein of 323 amino acids. Gene Ontology annotation, biological process: regulation of DNA-templated transcription. Lineage: Eukaryota; Metazoa; Mollusca; Bivalvia; Ostreida; Ostreidae. The record is from RefSeq and is a predicted model, not a curated record.
UUUCAGCUCAAUUGAACUAAAGAGAAUUUUAAAGGGACCAUGACAAAAAUGUAUUUCUAGCUUUAUGAUCAGCAGUUGUAAAAUAACAAUGAAUCAAACUAGUACCUCAAUAGUCCACGUACGUAAGUAUUAGGUACAGUACUAGUACUCAUCUUUCGAUCUCAUUUUCAGACAAAAUGUCCAGCAGAGGUAGCUCUUUUCCUCCAUACACCAUGUCUUCCAUGAUCAUUUACGCCAUAUGGUAUUCCCCCAGGAAGGCCCUGACCUUGACCGAGAUCUGCAGUGCUCUGGAGUCCAUGUUUCAACUGUAUGACGGCAACGACAAGGUUUGGUACGAUAAAGUCCGUAACGCUCUCCGGAAGUACGACCACUUCAUCAAGUCGGACCACCCAAACAGUUCUAGGAAAAAACAAUGGAGCGUCGAUAUCUCUUUGGUACCGAACACGUCAUUCCGGAAGCAGACGACACGCAAGGAAACGUUUGACAACUGGCCCAAUCGUCUUCAUCAGUACCUGUGUUUGCCCGAAAUCGAGCUUCCCGAGGUUGUGCCUUCGUGUGUCACCCCGUGUACUCAGCCUCCCCAAGUUAAGUCUUCUGGACUUAGUUUUGGAAUUGACCGAAUUCUCAGCAUGUCUCCAAGAUCCGCUAAGCAGCGAUCGGUCGUAGAUGUCUCAGCUCCACGUGACAAUCACAACACCACGUGCGAUUCCUUUUGCAGUGUUUUCGAUUCUACAAAUGAAGAUAGCGAUUUUCUGUCACGUGAUUCAGUUCAUGAGGUGAGCAUUAGCUGCUCAUCCAUGGAAAAAUUCCGAGGGGAUUCCGAUGCAUCAUCAUCUCACGAUAUCCAUGAUUUCGGGCAUUCCACGCGCAUUCUUUCAGACGCCAGCAUCGUUUCCCUGGAUGCGCCCUGUUCUCCUAUAGAACCGGAACUCUCCCUCAGUGAUAUUUUUGCUGGUGUUGAUGAACUGCAGUCUAUUUUGGAACCAGAUGACGUCAUGGAUUUCAUACCAUCUGAGGAGUUUGGCGCUGUCUCACCUGCUGAGAGCCAUAAUUUGUCAGCUUUGGAGUCGAUUGCGGACUUUUUGAUCCCCACGCAGUGCUCUGGUGAUUUCAUUGAAGACUUCGGCCCCUACCUUCGGGAUUUGUGAUUAUGUGACUAUUCCGUACUUGUUAGUUAAAUAAUGCAGUGCAGUGUUUCAUUGUUUGUUGACAUUGACAACAAUAUUGUUACUAAUCAACACACAUGUAUUUUGCAAAUAUACAAUUCACAUAAAUUAAUUUUUUAAAAAAAA